ACUCAAGGUCACACAAUUGAGACUACAACUCAGGUCUUCAGACUCUCAGGUCGGUGACCAACUGUUCACAAUAUGCCAUAGACAGUAUAAAAUUAAAGUGAGAGCCAGAUCUAGAAUAUAAAUGAAAAAUCCGAUUUUAAAGCAAUAAGCACCUAGAAUACAAGAUAAUUUAAGGAGGGAAAGAAUGUUAAAAACUUGGGAUUGGGAAAGUGAGUUGAGUUGAGAAUGCUUUCAGCUCUCCGUUGCUUCCGGCUCUCCGUCACUUCCCACUCUGCAUGACAGACCAAGUGGAGCUGGGGGCUGGCCAGUCGGGCCCGUGAGCCUUUUCACAGGAUGUCUCUCCGCUGCGGCAGGGUCUCCGGCAUCCUUGGGUCCCGGGUACUUGGAAACUAUUUGUGUAGUCAGUACAAAACAUUGAGUUCUUUGCCAGACAAAAAGAAAGAGUUUCUACAGAAAGGACCAGACCUUCAGGAUUUUAUAUCUGGUGACCUUUCAGACAAGAACACCUGGGCUGAAUAUAAAGGAAAUUUGAAACGACAAAAAGGAGAGAGGCUAAGCUUGCCACCAUGGCUAAAAACAGAGAUUCCUAUUGGAAAAAACUACAAUAAAUUGAAAAACACUUUGCGGAAUUUAAAUCUCCAUACAGUAUGUGAAGAAGCACGAUGCCCCAACAUCGGGGAGUGCUGUGGAGGGGGAGAGUAUGCUACUGCUACUGCUACAGCCACUAUCAUGUUGAUGGGGGACACUUGUACAAGAGAUUGCAUAUUUUGUUCUGUUAAGACUGCAAGAAAACCACCUCCAUUGGAUCCUAAUGAGCCCUACAAUGCAGCAAAAGCAAUUGCAGAAUGGGGACUUGAUUAUGUUGUGCUAACAUCAGUGGAUUGAGAUGAUCUACCUGAUGGGGGAGCUGAACACUUUGCAAAGACAGUUUCACAUUUAAAGGAUAGGAAUUCAAAUAUAUUAGUGGAAUGCCUGACCCCUGAUUUCCGAGGAGACCUUAAAUCUGUUGAGAAAGUUGCACUCUCUGGAUUAGAUGUAUAUGCCCAUAAUGUGGAAACUGUUCCAGAAUUACAAAGGAAAGUACGUGAUCCCCGAGCCAAUUUUGACCAAUCUCUGCAAGUACUAAAACAUGCCAAGAAGGUUCAGCCAGAUGUCAUUUCCAAAACAUCCAUAAUGUUGGGCUUAGGAGAGACUGAUGAGCAAGUACAUUCAACAAUGAAAGCUCUACGCGAGGCAGAUGUGGACUGUUUGACUUUAGGACAAUAUAUGCAACCAACAAAGCGUCACCUUAAGGAAGAGUAUGUUACUCCUGAAAAGUUCAAGUACUGGGAAAAAAUAGGAAAUGAACUUGGAUUUCAUUAUACUGCCAGUGGACCACUAGUACGCUCUUCAUAUAAAGCAGGUGAAUUUUUCCUGAAAAAUCUAGUAGCAAAAAGGAAGACAAGAACCAUAUGAAUCUAUAAAUUGACAAGACUUCUUUUAAGUCCCCAACAUUAUUGAUCAACAUUAUUAGGCAUCCUUAACACCAGAAAUGAUUAUAUCUGGUGGAAAUAUGCCCCAACUUUGUUAAACAUUUUCCAAGCAGUGAGGUGCCAUUUUUUUUUGUUUUUUUUUUUGUUUUUUAGUUAAUCAUUUGGUAAUACAUUUUUUCUCAUUUUCCCUUUGAACCUUAACUUAUUGAAAUAAAAGCAUAAAACAUCUUGGUAACAAUUUGAUGUUAACAGCAUAAUUAAAAAUAUAUUAGGAGCUUCCAAAGGACCUUUCAUCCAAUUGUUGCAUAAGUAUCAUCACAUUUUAAUUGUGAAAACAGGUUCUAAAACAGUAUUCAUCAUCGGUUAUGACUAUGAUCAGUUGAUUUGCCCUUGUAGAGUUGUCCAUCAGCACUGAAAUAAUUUGGAAAAGGUUCGUGUCUUCAAGUUUUGAAUGGCAAUUUUAUAUCGAUAUGAGCAUUAUACAUGAAAGAUCUUUUUGCAUUGUUAUUUAAAUUGUCUGUGGGGAGAAUUUAAAAGGACUCUGAUGAAAUAAGUAGAUCAGGAAAUUUACUUUUUAUUAAGAAAUUAUUUCUUUUAAAAAUGUAUUUUUUUCAAUUACAUGUAAAAACAAUUUUUAACAUUCAUGUUUAAAAAAUUGAGUUCUAGAUUUACUCUGUCCCCUCCCUC
This is a messenger RNA of Dromiciops gliroides (monito del monte), 2159 nucleotides long. RefSeq names its product lipoyl synthase, mitochondrial-like. Lineage: Eukaryota; Metazoa; Chordata; Mammalia; Microbiotheria; Microbiotheriidae. The record is from RefSeq and is a predicted model, not a curated record. Gene Ontology annotation, molecular function: lipoate synthase activity; 4 iron, 4 sulfur cluster binding. Gene Ontology annotation, cellular component: mitochondrion. Gene Ontology annotation, biological process: lipoate biosynthetic process.